This is a messenger RNA of Heterostelium album PN500, 1209 nucleotides long. RefSeq names its product NADH:flavin oxidoreductase/NADH oxidase. Gene Ontology annotation, molecular function: NADP binding; FMN binding; NADPH dehydrogenase activity. Lineage: Eukaryota; Evosea; Eumycetozoa; Acytosteliales; Acytosteliaceae. The coding region runs from base 1 to 1209 and encodes 402 amino acids. Gene Ontology annotation, cellular component: intracellular anatomical structure. The transcript has 2 exons. The record is from RefSeq and is a predicted model, not a curated record.
AUGCAACCAUUUAAAUAUCCAUUUGCAAUGCCUUUGAAUUAUCAAUAUCCAGGUGCACCUGCUAUUCAUCCUCAAGCGACAACACCUCAGAAUAUCACACAAGACUUGAUUGUAAAGCAAAAGGCAAGAACCGUUCCAACACUUUUCAAACCGAUCACCAUUAGAAAUCAGACAUUGAAGAACAGAGUCGUUGCUUCACCGAUGUGCCAGUACUGUAGUGUCGAUGGAUUCAUGAGUGAUUGGCACCUGGUACACUACGGUACAUUUGCCAAAGGUGGAGUAUCGAUGAUUGUGUUCGAAGCAACCGCCGUUCUACCAGAGGGUAGAAUCACACCACAAGAUUCAGGUCUAUGGAAAGACGAACAAAUCGAACCAUUAAAAAGAAUAGUUGAUUUCGUACAUCAAUUUAAUACUUUGGCAUCAAUACAAAUUGGACAUGCCGGUAGAAGAGCAUCGACUAUUCCAUUGUAUUUGGACAAUGCCAAACAUUAUAUUGGCGAGGAACAAGGCGGUUGGAGUCAAAUCGAUGCUCCUUCACCGUUGUUGUACGGACCAGAGAUGAUAGUGCCACACGAACUUUCGGUGUUUGAAAUCGAGUCGAUCGUUCAAUCGUUCAAAGACACUGCGAUCAGAGUUGAAAAGGCUGGAUUCGAUGCACUCGAGAUUCACGGUGCUCACGGAUACUUGAUCAAUUCAUUCCUCUCACCACUCUCCAAUCGUAGAACCGACGAGUACGGUGUCGAUUUCGAAGGAAGAAUCAAAAUACUCACUGAUAUCGUCAAGGCAAUCCGUACGGUAUGGAGCAAGAUCCUAAUGGUGAGAAUCAGUGCCGAGGAGUGGAUCGAAGGUGGAUGGACACUGGACGACUCGAUUCAACUCACCAAGAUUCUCAAGGAGUUGGAUGUAGACAUACUGGAUGCAUCGUCCGGUGGAAACAGUGCCGAUGCUAAAAUACCGUUCGGUCCGUUGUUCCAGGUUCCUCUGGCAGAGGGAAUCAAAAGAGAGGUACCCGAUAUAAUCACAUCCACCGUUGGAUCGAUCAAAACCGUUGAACAAGCAAUGUCAAUCAUCGACGAUGAUCGUGCCGACCUCGUAAUGCUGGGAAGACCACUCCUAAGGGAUCCAUUCUGGGUAUUACAUUCAGCGGCAUCUAUUAAAUUGGAUCUCGAUCAAGCACUCCAAUAUAAUUUAGGUAAAGAUUAUCGUUAA